CGUACAAGAACAUUGUCGAAAUUCUUAAAGACAUUACAACAGAUCUUUUUCCUUAUACAACAUUGUUUCCCAACGACCUUAUGAAGUUUUCAUCGCGAACAAUUGAGCGUUACCUCAACAUCUCCAUUGGUGGCAUUACUAUCAAUAAGUUGCUUAAAGCUGUAAGUAUUAAUGCAAAGAGAGGUUAUGAAAUAACAAUGGCGAACAUCGUAAAGCAAGUACAGCUGAUUUUAGCGAAAUGCCAACACACCAAAGUUAAAGUAGAGAACAUUAAAACCUACAUUUAUCAAGCAAUUGAAUUUAUUGAGGCUUUCACUUGUAACUUCGACGUUAAUUGUACCAAAGUUAAUCUUGAAAUAUGCACAAAGCUGGCGGAACAUUAUCUACGAGUCAAUCAAAAGAAACUUCUUCAAACAUGGAAUGUUGUAAAUGCAAGCGUUUUGUUUAAAUUGAAUCAACUGAAGAACCAAGUUGAGCAACUAGUUAAGGAAAAUCAGUUAGAUGUGAAGAUAAUGAGAAUUCUUCAACCAAUCCUUGUUCUCGUAAACGACUACAGUGAUUUCAUAAAGAAAACGAACAUUUUGCCUUGAAAAUGGAUCAUGUGAGUAACGUUGUAAAAAUGUGACGAUAAAAUACUUGGCAAACUUCCACCACUUGAAAAAUUUAUAUGAUCAGUUUCAAAAUUUGUCCAUGGACGAACUUGUGUUGUUAGCUGAAGAUCAGUUAAAGAUUAAUGUAGAGAAAAUGAAGAACAGAUUUAUCAAGUUCCAAGUUGUAGCUGUUGAUUUCAUGUCAUCUCAUUUCGACAGUAUAGUUAACGGUGCCUGGAAUUGUACUUAUGGUGACUUGGUGAAUACUACACUUAUCAAUGCUCAACACUUUAUAAAAUGGAUUGAAAAGAAGCUCGAAAAAGUUAUAUUGACAAUUUAUUUGGUACCAUACUUCGCAAAAUACGAUAAAUUCGAACUUUAUGAAUUUGUCACAGCAAAUAUUUAUCAAAAUGCUUUGAAAUUUUAUACCACAACUAAGUUAUACUAUGCUGUAGCCAUUAGUCUUUCAUACUCAACUAUUGAAAACUCUGUGGAAACAUUAAAGAGAAAGUUUUUGGUUUUGCGCGAUGGACAUUUAUCUAAUGUUACAAUGACAAAACUGAAUGAGAUACGCGAUGUUUCCAUCAACAAGACUCUUGAUUUGUUGAAAAAACUCACAAAAGAUGCCUCCUUGCUUGUUUCAAAUUUGAAGACAGAGACCAUGAAGGUUCAAGAAAAACUGUAUAACAAUUUGAAAACUUUCAUAUUCAAAUACCGUACGAUGCUUUUAAAAACAUUGCAGAGCAGCCAAACAGAAAUAUUGAACACGAUCAAUUUGUAUAAAGACAUACCUAUCGAGGAAAUUUAUCGAAAUAUGCAAACAAAAGGCAGCGAAGCUUUGAAUAAUAUUUUUAGAGUUGUAACAAAUGAGACACUAACCUUGUACCAAAGUGCGAUGAUGAAGUUCAUUGAGAUAUUGGAAAUUUAUGAAAGAAAUAAGCUGGUUAUUGAAGAAAAGAUGAAGAUGUUCAACACGUUAGUGCAAAAUUUGACAACACAGUAUGGAUAUCUUGCAACAGAAAGCUACGAAAAAAUAUCCCUCUACUAUCACAAUCACAUUCAAACAUUGACGUCUGCGCAUGCGUCCAACAUGAAGAACUUGAUGGUUAGUUUAUCGGAACAAUAUGAGCAUUUUAAGAUUUGGUUUGAACACGUGAAGCCGAUGAAACUCAAAGAAUUCUACAACAGCAUGAAAAAAUAUUUCGAAAAUAGCACUUUGAGUAUCAAAGCAUGCUGUGAUAAGAAGUUUAAAGUUUUGCUCGAUGACAUUGAAAGCUUACGUAUGAAAUUUUAUAAUUUCAUAAAUGAAACCGCCACUGAAUCCAUUAAUGUCCUUGAAAAAAUACGUCAAGUUAACAAAGAGGUAAAAAAAGACUUUAUCACCACUCUGACUCCAUAUGAAAAAAUUGCAAGAUAUGUUUACAACAAGCAGCGAAGAAAGGCUUUGAAGAAUAUUGCUUUGAUUGUAAAGAAAUAUGAUGAAAUGUAUACUAAAUGCAGGAAUAUCACUGAAAUGAUGGCGAAUCAGAGUCAACAUGUUAUCGUAAAUACAAUUUUAUCUUCAGUUAAACAAAAUCCAUUGCUGAUACAAGUUGCUAAGUUAUACAAAACUAUUAGUGAAUUCCAACUUCUUUCAACUAUCGUCGAAACUCUAAAUAAAGUUCGUACUCAUAAAACUUGGACAGCAAUAGAACAGGAAAUUUUGCACCACGAAGCAGUCUUUGUAAGCAAAGUACUUGGAAAAUCAUUUUUGAGAAAACUGAAAGAAGUUCACGUGCUCUCUCAAUCUGUGCUAACACUUCGUAAUAUAAGAAAUAUGUCUCACAAUGGAUUCCAGUAUCUCCAGACAGUAACGAUGACCGAAAUUGAAAACAUAACCACUGCUAUUAUGGUAAAGUCUAACGAGCUAUAUUUGAAUCUUCGUAACACCUUUGAUAAACUUAUGUCAAAAGCAAACGAUUUUUACGUCAAGAAAAAUAAACUAUUCUUUGGAAUGUUUGAACGUCUUGGAGAAAUCAGUAUUCUUGAAAUUGAGGAAAAACUCCAUCAGCACAUAAGAAAUUUCCAAGCACCCGUACAUGAUAUGUACAAAAACCUGUCAAUUUUUGUUGUCAAUGAGGUUAUGAUUCUGGACAAUUACAUUCGCAAACUACUUAAAGGAUUUGAAAUAGUUAAAAAACAUCUUGCAUCCUUGAACACCAACAUUAAGAAUCAUUACGAAGACAUUUACAUGACAGUAAAUCGAUGGGGAAAACGUGUCUUGAAUAUAGUUUCAUUUGAUUUUGCCAAGUUUGGUUAUCGACCAACCGAACUCGUCGAAUUAUUGAACUUCCAUGUUAAACAAGGAUGGGUAUUGGGCAAAAGAUUUGUCAACGAAUAUGUUUCAAUUUAUAAUCUGACGAAGUUAACACCAAACGAACUCUUACAUAUACUUAAAGUUUUGCCAAACAAGUUCGAACAAGUAUUUCAUACAACAAGGAAGUCUUUCGAUAGAUGUAUCAUUAUGCUUAAAGAAGUGAAAGAAAGUGUUAACGACAAAAAAAUGACGGAGCUGAAAGAAAAAGCUGAAAGCAUUAUGAACAACACACGUGAUCAAAUGCAUUUCCUUGCCACCGAAACACUUGAGACAAUAGUGUUCGUCACAAAAUUCUACGGCUCAGUUGAUACGGUUUAUAGUGCUAAUCCUGAACUAGUACAGUUGGCUAAUUUCCACGUACAAAGAAUUAUAAAUUCCACACAAGUAUGUAAAGCUACAGCCUUAAAUCUUUACACAAAAAUCAGUGAGAAUGUUGCACGUUUCUUGAAUCAAACAAGCUUCAUGUACCACAACGAUUUGCCGAGACUUGUCAAAUACAUCAAAAUGGAAUGGCACGAUUUGGACGCUGCGGGAAAACUGAAGAAAAUUGAAAAUGUGAUGAGCAUCUCAAUGCUUAUUGGAAGCAAUUUGAUCAAGGAAACAUACACUGAGGCACGGAUAUCAUUUGAUCAUUACAAAGACAAGCUUAUAAAUUACGUAAACGUUAAAAAUUCAGAAGUAUUGACGAAGCUUAAUGAAACGAAAACUUGGUUGAUGCAAUGUUUGGGUUCAAACAUCGAAAAAAUGACAACUAAGGUUUACAAAGAACUCUGGUACCGUUAUAACUACACCGUUCUGAAUGUGUUUGAGGUAAAAAAUCAAUUAAAAAUGAUCAUAAGAAACUACAUUGAGCAUUUAUCAAAACUACCCGAGUCGGCCAAGAUUUCUUUCAGGCAGUGGCAACUAACGUUUGAUAAUAUCAGAAAAGAUUUGAACACCCUAAUCAACGAUUCAACUGUGAAACUUCAAAAUGGAGGACUGUAUGUUACAGAUAAAGUUCUACCUUUAGUGAAGGAAAAUUGCAUGUCAUAUAUUAAUAAGCUUAAAAAUAAACUCUCCUUCCUGUCAAAAAAGACUGAAGAUGCUGUGAAACUUAUUAUUUCUGAUAUUCAAGAGGACUUGCCGAUAUUUAAAAAGAAAAUUGUUGAUAUUUUUUACAUCGUACGAGCAAGCGAAAUUGCAUUCAUUACUGGUGAUCUUGAACUGAAUAUUGAACAACUUGUCGAACUGCGUACAAUUUUAACCGAUCUAUACAACCUUACAGCAAAGAAAUGUGGUGUUUUCCAUGCAAGACUGUACAACCUAUACCAAAGUUGUGUGACUUGUUGUGAGAAAAUCAUAAGUUGGGCACUUGAUCAAUGUAACAUGACAACGAGACAGCUGUACCAGCACAUUUCUAUUAAUUUGAAACCAAAGCUUGGAGAAAUUCGCAAAUCAAUCGUUACAAAAUUAACGACAUUCUCCAAAUCUAUUGACCGGAAAUUUGCUGAGAUAACAAGAAUGCAACAAAAAUUGGUGGAUAUGUGUCAUGAGAAAGCAAAGAUUGUUUAUAACAAGAGUGUUGAAUUGAGACAGAUUACCCUUGAAAACAUCAGAAUUAUUCUCAAGCAAUUGAAAGUUUUAGCUGAUGAUCUGCAGAAACGAGCUGAUCUUAUUAAAUUGCAAACAAAGCUAAGAAUGGAACAAUUUGAAAAGAACAUAUAUCGAACCAACAAGAACUUUACCGAAAUCAUGAACGAAAACCGGGAUGUUAUCCAAGAGAAAAUAACAGGCAUCAUUAGAUCACUUGACAUGAGGUCAUUCCUUAAUCAGUAUGUAGAUAUUGAAGACUUGAAUAACAAAACAAUUGAGAUUGGAGAAGACGUAAUGAACAUACGUAUGGUGAAAGAUGUUGUUGAUCUUAGCAAGGCCUGCUAUUCUGAGGGACAGCGGUUGUUGAAACUGAGUCAUGAAACCAGCGAGUUUGUGAUGUAUCUCAUCAAACGGAUUGUCAAAUACAGUGAUGUGUGGGAGAUUGUUGAAACACUGACUGAUCCAUUUCAUUGGAUUCCACCCUCUGAUAGUGUUGCUAUGAUAUUUGGAAAACCACACGUUUAUACUUUUGAUGGCCAUUCAUAUCAAUUUAUUGGAUACAAGAAACCGUCAUGUACUUAUGUACUUGCACAUGAUUUCCGCGAUAAUAACUUCACGUUGAUGAGCCAAGAAACUGCUUUAAUAAUAAACACAAAAUCUGGUUACGUCAAGAUCCAUGCCAAUGGUAAGGUGGAAGCAACUGUGAGCAAAGAUGUCGAUGGAAACGAUGUGAAGACGACUCACUACGAACUACCAGUUGAAAUGCAAGAUUUGAGUGUACGAAGAGAAGGAUCAUAUGUAAAGAUUCAUCAUGAUACUGGUGUCGAUAUUGCUUGUGACGUCAAACAUUUCUUGUGCACAUUCAACAUAAACAAGUUCUAUCAUGGUCGACUUGCUGGUCUCCUGGGAACGAACAACAACGAACAAUAUGACGAGUUUCUAAAGCCGGACAAAACCAUUGCCAAAUCUGUUGCUGAAUUCGCAAACGCUUGGGAAGUGAGUGGAGAUCGAGAGUGUAAAGUUAGCAGUUCUGAACGCAAGCCAACAUGUAAAACGGAACCAUCGCCGAGAUGUAAAGAUCUUUUCUUGAGUUCAACCUCUCCUUUGGCAAAGUAUUUUAAGUCAUUGGAUCCAGCUCCAUUCUACAAGGCUUGUCAAUAUGAUACAUCUGAUUGUCAAUCUGUUCCAUCAAAUCUGAGUUUCUGUAACGUUACUGCCGCUUACACGACUCUGCUAAGGAAGAAAGGAAUUUGGGCGAGCCAACUCCAAGAAUGUGCUAACUGUGGAAGCAAAGGUGUUUGGGUGAAAUGGACAGAACAUGGUAACAACAAUGUUGAUGUAGUCUUGAUGAUUCCGGAUACGCUCAAAAUGAAAAAUCAUACUGUUCAACUAUCUGGCUUUCUGAAGGAGCUCGAAAACGAGUUACGAAGCAAUUACACUUCAAGAUAUGCUGUGGUUGCGUUUGGUGGAAAAACUGCUUUCCUUCAACGUCCGCAUAUUGUCACUAAUGGAGGAAAGAUCUUCGGUAGCAUAAAGAAUGUUGAAAGUACUAUCGCUAGCAUGCAGUUCAAUGGCCAGGGAGCAAAUGCGCUUGAAGCUAUUGAAUACCUUGCUCAACUUCCAUUCCAACCUGGAGCAAGCAAAGUAGUUAUCAUGCUUUCAACUCAAAAUCGUGAAACAAUGACAAAAGCACCUCUCCUGAAGGCAAAGAAAGAACUGAACAUGCAAGGAAUUAUAUUUAACGUGAUUGGGCCAUACUUUAAACGCUCAGAGCAUAAAGAUGUACUUGGUUUGUGGAAAGGUAAAGCGAUGGUGAAGAAGAGUUUGUUCCACAGCAAAGAAAAAACAAUUGGUUUGCCAGCCAAUGAUCACAUUCGUCUUGCUGAGUAUACAAAGGGAGCUGUAUUUAAUCUUAAGGCGUACUCUCAAGUUCAUGGUAAUUGGUUGAGGUUGUUAAAGCGAGCAAUGAAGACGACAAUAGUUAAGCAGAUUCAAGAAGAUCAGACCUACUGCCGACAGUGUGUUUGUGUUCCUGGUUUAACAGUUGAGCCGCUGACUAUCUGUAGAACAAACAGACAUUCAAGAUGCACCUAGUUUUUGCAUGGUUUCUUUUGUCCUUAUGCACUCGAACACUUCUAAUGACUCAAGAAGUACAGAAAAAAAGUCUAACAUAUUAUUGCAUGUUAUCAUUAUAAGUUACUCUAUAUCAAUAAUUUGAUUUUACGAUUGAAUGAACUAAAUUAUUUACAGAUUUUUACGUGGGACGUAUAAUAAAACUUAAUGUAUGAAUUUUAGAGUUUUUGAUAAAUACGGCGACUUUCUAUCAAACUUUUGGCACUGAAAGAUAACUUCACGUUUAUUUAGUAUUAUGUUACAUUAAAAUGGAGGUAAAAACUGA
Xenia sp. Carnegie-2017 is the source of this 6916-nucleotide messenger RNA. RefSeq lists its product as uncharacterized. Bases 691 to 6612 code for a protein of 1973 amino acids. NCBI's taxonomy places the organism in Eukaryota, Metazoa, Cnidaria, Anthozoa, Malacalcyonacea, Xeniidae. The record is from RefSeq and is a predicted model, not a curated record. The transcript has 6 exons.